Messenger RNA from Dryobates pubescens (Downy woodpecker), 2342 nucleotides. RefSeq names its product lin-9 DREAM MuvB core complex component (gene LIN9). The transcript is spliced from 15 exons. NCBI's taxonomy places the organism in Eukaryota, Metazoa, Chordata, Aves, Piciformes, Picidae. Gene Ontology annotation, cellular component: transcription repressor complex; nucleoplasm. The coding region runs from base 1 to 1680 and encodes 559 amino acids. The record is from RefSeq and is a predicted model, not a curated record. Gene Ontology annotation, molecular function: DNA binding. Gene Ontology annotation, biological process: regulation of cell cycle; regulation of transcription by RNA polymerase II; DNA-templated transcription.
AUGCACCGCGCCAGGCAGCCUUUGAAAAAGCGGCGCGGCUCGUUCAAGAUGGCGGAGCUCGAUCAGCUGCCUGACGAGAGUUCUUCAGCGAAAGCACUUGUGAGCUUGAAAGAGGGAAGUUUGUCCAGUUCAUGGAAUGAAAAGUAUAAUUCUCUGCAGAAAACACCUGUUUGGAAAAGCAAGAAUGCCAGUUCUGCAGUGGAAAUGCCCUUCAGAAAUUCCAAACGGAGUCGGCUCUUCUGUGAAGAUGAGGACAGACAAAUAAACACAAGGUCACCCAAAAGAAACCAGAAGGUUAUGAUGGUUCCACAGAAAUACAAUUCAACAAUGUCAACCCCAGACAAGAAAGUGUCACAGAAGAUUGGUUUGCGGCUUCGAAAUCUGCUCAAACUUCCCAAAGCUCACAAGUGGUGCAUAUAUGAAUGGUUCUAUUCAAAUAUAGAUAAACCACUAUUUGAAGGAGAUAAUGACUUCUGUGUAUGCCUCAAAGAAUCUUUUCCAAAUCUGAAAACCAGAAAAUUGACAAGAGUAGAGUGGGGGAAAAUCAGACGAUUAAUGGGAAAACCACGGAGGUGUUCCUCUGCAUUCUUUGAGGAAGAGAGAUCAGCAUUAAAACAGAAAAGGCAGAAAAUAAGGCUCCUGCAGCAGCGGAAAGUUGCAGAUAUUUCCCAGUUCAAAGAUCUUCCAGAAGAAAUUCCAUUACCACUUGUAAUAGGAACAAAAGUUACAGCACGUUUGAGAGGUCUCCAUGAUGGGCUCUUCACUGGACAGAUAGAUGCUGUAGACACCCUUAAUGCCACAUACAGAGUGACUUUUGACAGAGCAGGUCUUGGAACGCACACGGUCCCAGAUUACGAAGUUCUCAGUAAUGAGCCUCAUGAAACCAUGCCAAUCGCAGCCUUUGGACAGAAACAGCGACCUUCAAGGUUCUUUAUGACCCCUCCCCGAUUGCAGUAUGCACCUUCCCUCCAGUCUCCAAUUACAGACAAUGAUCCUUUAUUAGGACAAUCUUCGUGGAAAAACAAAAUUUCAGGCACAGACAGUGAGACACUAGGAGGCUUCCCAGUGGAAUUCCUCAUUCAAGUGACCAGGUUAUCGAAAAUCCUUAUGAUCAAGAAGGAACACAUCAAACAAUUGAGAGAGAUGAAUACAGAAGCAGAAAAGCUGAAAUCCUAUUCCAUGCCAAUAGGCAUUGAGUUUCAGAGGAGGUACGCAACCAUUGUUCUAGAUCUAGAGCAACUAAACAAAGACUUAAAUAAAGUGCUGCAUAAAGUUCAGCAGUAUUGUUAUGAGCUUGCUCCUGACCAGGGCCUUCAGCCUGCUGACCAACCAACAGAUCUGAGGCGCAGGUGUGAAGAGGAGGCUCAGGAAAUUGUCCGGCAAGCAAAUUCCUCAACAACAGGACAUCUUUGUGUUGAGAGUGAAAAUUUAAUUGAUCUUAUGUCUAGACUUACAGCAAUAUUACUGCAAAUUAAGUGUCUAGCAGAAGGAGGUGAUCUGAAUUCCUUUGAAUUUAAAUCACUAACAGAUUCAUUAAAUGACAUUAAGAAUUCAAUAGACUCCUCAAAUAUCAGUUGUUUUCAGAAUAACGUCGAGAUCCAUGUUGCACAUAUUCAGAGUGGUCUGAGCCAGAUGGGAAACUUACACGCUUUUGCAGCUAAUAACACCAACAGAGACUGAAAGCUUUCUUUCAAGUGUGUACAGCAAGUAGUUCUGGAAAAUCCUCUUCCUUCAUAUAGGCUUCACCAAAUAUCCCGACUGCCAGAAGAUAGGGGGGAGAAAGAAAAACCUCUCAGAAAGGACCCUUUAAAAUAUACCUGCUUCUGAAGUAAACCAGCAUUACUGGCCAGCGUUACGUUAGAUUUCUCCACUUGUUAUUCACACACGGUAGUUUUGCUAACUGGUAAUCUCUUAAUAAUUGCAUUUAUUAUAAUAAACCUGAAAACAUACUUUCAUGUAAUUUGAACUUAGUUUCUCAAAGUUCAGAUUAAUUCCGCGCACCUCUUUGCUGUUGGCUGUCCUGGUAUGUUAGAAGCGAUGAGGAGGAAAUGGCUCAGAUGAGUAGCCACAGGGUGAGUCUUUGUUAUGUAAAACUAUUCUCCUGCCAUUCCAGCCUUCAGGUAGCAACACCGGGUGAGUGUAUGGACUGCAAACAGAAGCUGUAGGCCUGUUGGGCAAGUCUGAUCGAUCGGUCGCGUUGGAACUCUUAAUUUAUCAUAACUUAUAGAAGGACUCUAAUGAAGGAAUAUAAUAACGUGACUGGGAACUUUGCAGAAAGCUGGGUUGUGAAUUUUUUUUUCCCCCUUCACGGGGGUGGGGGGCAAAAGAAGUGCUUUAGUUGG